Messenger RNA from Colletotrichum truncatum, 552 nucleotides. RefSeq lists its product as uncharacterized. NCBI's taxonomy places the organism in Eukaryota, Fungi, Ascomycota, Sordariomycetes, Glomerellales, Glomerellaceae. The record is from RefSeq and is a predicted model, not a curated record.
AUGUCCCACGCGAUGCCUGCACUAUCUUUUAAGGUUAGCGAAGAUGGCGAAGCCUUAGUUGCCAGCGAGAUCCAGUGCGUGACUUAUAGUAAACGGUGUUUUCUUGUCACUCCGCGUCUAUUUCUCUACCUAGCCAUGAUUCUCAUCAUUCUCGGCCUUUCCAUUAUCUUACUCCGUGCCCGAGGGAAUCUCUGUUAUUAUGUGCUACCCGUCUGGCUUAAUGAAAUCAAGUCUAUGUGCGUUGCGUCGCAAGAAGAAGUUUGCUCAAUGGGCUGUUUUUUCCGACGUACAUGUGAACUACUAGCUCUCAGCGAUAUGCUACGAUCGCGCUGUUGUAGUGGGGUCCAGGUCAAAUUCGGGCGACCUGUAUCCUGCCGCCGCAAGGGGCACGAAUUACUUUCUCUUUAUUUUGGUAUUUGGCGAUGUGCAAGCCGACAACGUGGAAAGAUACUGUACUGGCUGCGUUUUGAAACAUCGAGAACGGCUUCAACAUUGACUUUUACCUGUAUGGGACUUUCACGGAGCUCACUGCUUGCGCCUCUAGAUGAUUAA